Molecule: messenger RNA, 2145 nt
Organism: Knipowitschia caucasica
Lineage: Eukaryota; Metazoa; Chordata; Actinopteri; Gobiiformes; Gobiidae
Source: the annotation of a GenBank genome assembly
AUGGCAGCUGUCCUCCUCAGUUUCCCCUCUUUACAAGGCUGCAGAAUAUUCACACAGAAACUGUCAUGGACCAAAAGAAGCGUGAGGCUGGCGUCAGGUGUGGCGAGGAUAGAGAAGGUGCUGAUUGCCAACAGAGGAGAGAUCGCCUGUCGCGUCAUGAGGACGGCGCGGCGGAUGGGCGUGCGCUCUGUGGCCGUGUACAGCGACGCCGACAAAGACUCCAUGCAUGUUGCCAUGGCAGAUGAAGCGUUCCACAUCGGACCUGCAGCGUCUCAGCAGAGCUAUCUGUCCAUGGAGAAGGUUCUAGAUGUGGCAAAGAAGUCCGGGUCACAUGCGGUCCAUCCUGGUUAUGGAUUCCUGUCUGAGAACACAGAGUUUGCAGAAGCGUGCAAAGAGGCCGGAAUAAUCUUCAUCGGACCUCCAUCUUCUGCAAUCAGAGACAUGGGCAUCAAGAGCACUUCUAAACACAUCAUGUCAGCCGCUGGAGUGCCAAUCAUCGGCGGUUACCAUGGAGAGGACCAAUCGGACGACAGGCUACAGGCGGAGGCUGCACAGAUUGGGUUUCCUGUGAUGAUCAAAGCUGUGAGAGGAGGAGGAGGAAAGGGAAUGCGAAUCGCUCGGACAGAGAAGGAUUUCCUGGAGCAGCUGGAAUCUGCGCGACGUGAAGCCAGGAAGUCUUUCAACGAUGACGUGAUGCUGGUGGAGAAGUUUGUGGAAGAUCCCAGGCACGUGGAGGUGCAGGUGUUUGGUGACAUGCACGGUAACGCAGUAUAUCUGUUUGAGCGAGACUGCAGUGUCCAGAGGAGACACCAGAAGAUCAUCGAGGAGGCCCCUGGGCCGGGCAUCAGCGCAGAGGUCCGGAGGAGACUGGGAGAGGCGGCAGUGAGAGCGGCGAAGGCGGUGGACUACGUGGGGGCAGGGACUGUGGAGUUCAUCAUGGACGCACAACACAACUUCUACUUUAUGGAGAUGAACACUCGGCUACAGGUGGAACAUCCAGUGUCUGAGAUGAUCACGGGGACUGACCUGGUGGAGUGGCAGCUCAGGGUGGCAGCAGGCGAGCGGCUCCCUCUGCUGCAGGAAGACAUUGUUCUGAGCGGACACUCUUUCGAAGCCCGAAUUUACGCCGAAGACCCAAACAACGACUUCCUGCCGGGAGCCGGACCCCUGCUACACCUGUCUACCCCGGCUGCUGACGAGACCAUAAGGAUUGAGACCGGAGUCCGAGAAGGAGACGAAGUGUCCGCUCACUAUGACCCGAUGAUCGCUAAACUGGUGGUUUGGGGAGAAGACCGUGCGGCUGCUCUGAAGAAACUCAGAUACGGUUUACGACAAUACAAUAUUGUGGGCCUGAACACAAACAUCAAUUUCCUGUUGAGUUUGUCGUCGCACCCGGAGUUUGAGGCGGGAAACGUGACGACAAGUUUCAUCCCACAGCACCACACUCAGCUGUUCCCUCCACACACACCUCCCUCUGCUGUGUGUGUGUGUCAGUCUGCUCUGGCUCUGCUGCUGAAGGAGAGGACAGACACACACAGAUACACACAAUCCUCCAAUGACCCGUUUUCUCCGUUUGGUUCGAGCAGCGGCUUCAGACUGAACCUGGAGCUGAGCAGGAGCCUGAGUCUGCAGCUCGGAGACAAGAAGGUGGACGUUCAGGUCACCUACAAUAAAGACAACAGCUACACGAUGCAGAUUGGUGGAGAGAUGUACCAUGUGACCGGGGAGGUGGAGACUGAGGGCGGAGCCUCAUUUCUGCGCUGCUCUGUGAACGGAGUCAAGUCCCGCCCCAAAGUCGUCAUUCUCAACAACACUGUGCAUCUGUUCUCCAUGGAGGGCAGUGCUGAGGUGUUGGUCCCUGUGCCCAAGCACCUGGCUGCAGUGAGUGGCUCCGGACCCCAGGGCGGCGCUGUGGCCCCCAUGACCGGGACGAUAGAGAAGGUUUUCGUAAAAGCCGGUGACAAAGUGGAAGCUGGAGAUCCACUGAUGGUGAUGAUCGCUAUGAAAAUGGAGCACACGAUCCGGGCGCCAAAGUCCGGAGUGAUCAAGAGAGUGUUCUUCAGUGAGGGGUCGCAGGCGAGUCGCCACGCUGCUCUGGUGGAACUGGAGGAAGAGGAGGAAGAGGAGGCAGCAGCAGCACAGUGA